Messenger RNA from Geodia barretti, 2185 nucleotides. The record is from the annotation of a GenBank genome assembly. Lineage: Eukaryota; Metazoa; Porifera; Demospongiae; Tetractinellida; Geodiidae.
CCGCCAAAAAGAGGGCUGUAAAUAGAUAUUACAAUAGUCUUGCUUUCAAAAAAUAUAAUCUCAUACCUGUGCCAUCGUGGCUCCAUUCCAUGCAGAGUGUGGGCUCUUGCAGCUCGAACACAUGAAGUCGUUCAUACCUUGAGCAUGCGCAUAAUUACUCCUUACGCAUGCGCGGCUUCGCACGUGCGUUAAAACUGCGGCGCGCGCGAAAAGUGGUCUUUCUGUGUGUGUGCAUUGUGUGAAUAUCAGUUACCUGUCCAAUGAAUCCAGGACCCAGUCUUUCUCCUCGUCUGCCUCAUACCCUCUGCUUACAGCCAUUGCCCUAUAUGGCCAGACGAAGCACGCACACGUGCGCACCGGCACUCGGCAGUGACGACGGUUAUUCUGAUUAAAGAUCACCGCGCCACUCCCAUCAAAUUCGCGACCCCAGACAAAACGUGUGCUCUCCAGCGGUUUUGUACAGCUACUGAAGAAGAAGCGCUUUACAUACGACAUCCACGGAGAAGUAAACGUGACAGCAUCCCCGGUUAGUAGCUCAGAAGAGACGAGAAAGCAAAGACAACCCCCCAUCCUCACCUGACCUGGGAGUAAAACUAGGAGAAGGCGGAGGGAGAGAGCGAUGCCGCUGUUCAAGUCCUCCCCCAAGAGCCCCCAGGAGCUGGCCAAGGGUCUGAAGGAGGCGCUGGGGGUGCUGUCCAGCGGGGGAGCCAAGAGAGCCGAGAAGGCUGCCGAGGAAGCCGCCAAGAUCCUCGGACAGAUCAAAGUGAUGCUGUACGGAUCGGGUGACCAGGAGCCGCAACCGGAACUGACCGCCCAACUCGCCCAAGAGUUCUACAAUCACGACAUUCUGCUCCAUCUCAUAAACAACAUGGCAAAACUCGACUUUGAGGCGAAGAAGGACCUGGCACAGAUCUUCAACAACGUCCUGCGUCGCCAGAUUGGGACCCGCUGUCCAACUGUCGAGUACUUGUGUUCCAAAUUUGAGCUCGUCCUCAAACUAAUUAGAGGGUAUGAGAAUCCGGAGGUCGCCCUCAACUGUGGCAUGAUGCUGAGAGAGUGUGUCAGGCACGAACCGCUCGCCAAACUCAUUCUCGAAAACGGCGAUUUCUACCUCUUCUUCAAGUUUGUCGAACUCUCCACUUUCGACGUCGCCUCUGACGCCUUCGCCAUGUUUAGAGAUUUGUUGACGAGACACAAAAUUCUGUGUGCAAAUUUUCUAGAAACAAACUACGAAAAGGUGUUUGUAGACCACUACCAGAAGCUACUGAACUCGGAAAACUAUGUGACUAGAAGGCAAUCCCUAAAGCUACUGGGGGAGUUGUUACUGGACCGACACAAUUUCACAACCAUGAGUCUCUACAUCAACAACCCGGACAACCUGAAGCUGAUGAUGAAGAUGCUUAUUGAUCCCAGCAGAAAUAUACAGUUUGAGGCGUUCCACGUGUUCAAGGUGUUUGUGGCCAACCCAAACAAAUCGAAGCCGAUACUUGACAUCUUGCUGAGGAACCGAGAGAAACUUACAGACUUCCUCACAAAAUUUCACACAGAUCGCACAGAGGACCAACAGUUUAACGAUGAGAAGCAGUACUUGAUCAAACAAAUUCGGGAAAUGCAACCGGCUGCGGAUACUGCCACGGCAACGGCAGAAGCAGCUGCCGUAUAACACUUCUAUUUAGAGCACACUCACACCCGCCGUCAUGUGUACUGUGGCAUUUGAAACUAGCCAGUUUUUUGUACAAAAAUGAGUUUGUCUAUUGAGUCUGUUCAAUAUAAUUAUUAUGUAUAUUAUACAUAAUAUGCAAGAUUUUAAAACGUGUUGAAAAUGAUGAGUGAGUAAAGAGUUAAAUCAGUCGGUCUUUGGUUGGUAGUGACGGUACUCUGGCUUUAGGUGCCACAUGUUUCUAUGAGGGGCUUUGACACUGUACUGGCACACCUCCUUCAGAAUCUCUCGGAGAUAGGACACCGGUUGCUGAGUCUUCUGAACCAGGUCCUUGAAAUUGUAGUACUCGUGUUGCUGGAAGGCAGAGAAGAUUAGAUCGAGGACAACUUCCCUGUCGUCCUUUGCCCUCUUCCCAGCCUCCUUCUUUUUCUUCUCGUGAUCAGCAUAUUCUUUUUGGUGUGAUCGUGGUUUGUAGACGGUGGCUGGAGCUCUGUCUAACUGCUGUGCCGUGUUCUUCGUCUUCCC